Messenger RNA from Nothobranchius furzeri (turquoise killifish), 2912 nucleotides. RefSeq names its product bifunctional apoptosis regulator. NCBI's taxonomy places the organism in Eukaryota, Metazoa, Chordata, Actinopteri, Cyprinodontiformes, Nothobranchiidae. Gene Ontology annotation, biological process: proteasome-mediated ubiquitin-dependent protein catabolic process. The record is from RefSeq and is a predicted model, not a curated record. Gene Ontology annotation, molecular function: ubiquitin protein ligase activity; protein binding.
AACACCUGAACUUUGAUCUGAGGCAGCUUUUUAAAGCCACACGAGACGGUUCAGCUGCCCUUCUGCUCCUUCUCCAGGUAGCCGCACAUCACACACCGAAGUGGGCGUGGGGAUAAAUGCGACGAGGGGAGCAGCAGGAAGCUAUGGCGACAGCUAUCCAAGCAGCAAUGUCUCCGUCCUGCCUGGAGUCUAACUGAGCUCUUGCGCUCCAGUUAGCUGCACUCAUGUGGUCAUCACCCAUCUAGGCGUAUUUCCUGAGAUUGAAUCUGUUGCACCAGAUGGAGUGGGAUCCUGCAGAAGAGGCUGAUGACUUUGCACCAGUGUGGACAACUGGCUCCUACAGCAUACCCGAGUCUCGUCAGUCGAAGCCAAGAACAAGCAACAUCUCAGAACAAGAGUUCUCGUGUCACUGCUGCUACGAUAUUUUGGUCAGCCCCACCACUUUGACCUGCGGCCAUAACUUCUGCCGCCACUGUUUGGCUCUGUGGUGGGAGUCCUCGCAUAAGCAUGAAUGCCCAGAGUGCAGAGAGAAGUGGGAAGGCUUUCCUAAAAUCAACAUACUGCUGAGGGAUGCGACCGAAAAGCUCUUUAGAGAGGUUGUGGAGCGAAGGAGAGCAGAAAUCCAAGAGAACCCCAAAGUCUCCCGGAGCUUGUUGGCAUUUCAGAGGUAUGGCGACAGCUUGGGUAGACCUAAAGCAAACCAGCACAAAGGGGCAAGUUUCUUCUUCUCAGGAGUCCUAACUGCACUCACCUGUGUGGCUGUGGUGGUGUUGGUGUUUCACUGGGGCAGCGGGGUACUGGAGCAGCACGACCUGCUGAUCAGUAAACCAGUGGCUCACUGGACACCAGAGGAGGUGCUGUGUUGGUUGGAGGAUCUGGGCCUGUGGACUGAGCCCUACAGAAAACCCUUUCAGCAGGAGAACGUUAAUGGAAGGUUACUGCUGAUGCUGGGGGAAGAAGAACUGUUGAAAUCUCCGUUUAACAUAGAGAAUCCGGCCCACAGACGGGCUGUUGUGGCUGAGCUGGAAAGAAUUAAAGCACUGGGGGUCAAACCUCCACAGAACCUCUGGGAAUACAAAACGGCUAAUGCAGGAAAGUCUAUGUUCUUGCUGUACGGACUGAAGAGCUCCCCUCGUCUCACAAUCCUUUAUUUGUAUUUGUUCGACUAUUCUGAGACGUUUCUUCCCUUCCUGCACACCUGCUGUCCAACUAUGGCACACAUCGACACGCCUGUGGAGAGCAGAUAUCUGCACACACAGUUGGAACCCAGCUGGCAGCAGUGGGCGGAGUUCCUUGUGAAGUAUGCGUUGUUCCCGUAUGAGCUGAUAGCAGAAUUUUCUUGGGACUGGCUGGCUGUCCACUACUGGACAUCCCGUUUCAUCAUUGUGAACGCCAUGCUGCUGUCUCUGCUGGAGGCUUGUGCUGCGUGGAGACUCGGGACAACCGCCAGGAUCAGGACUCUGCCUCAAAAAAUGUGGAACCAUUUGUGGAAAGUGCUCUCUCAGGGAUUCGCCCUUGCCCUCCUGUGGCCUUUCAUUCCACAGUUUGUGUGCCACUGCCUCUUCUACUGGGCUCUCUACUUCAGUCCAAUCAUUAACAUCGACUUGGUGGUGCAACAAUUAAUGCACCCUGAAACGCGGGCACUGUAACAGAUGGCACAGAGCCUAAAUCAUGCUGCACAGUUUGCAGCUAAUACCAUGGAGUCUGACUGUUUUCAGCAGUAAACUCUGAUAAACCUAGCCUCAUUUGGUGUCCAGUCUUCCUGUCCUGCCUCUCUACGUGGGUGGCUGCCAUGUGGAACGAGAGCUGUCCUGUGGAGAACGAUGCCACUGAGACUCACUGUGAUGUUACAGAUUUUGACUGAUCUCUAAAGCAUAUUGACCAACUACAGGGCCUAAAUGAUGCCACGUCCAGUUCUGUCCUAGCUAAACCUUACAGAUUAGCCUCUUCAGCUGGUUUUGUAGCACUGACAUGGCUUUAGUUUUUUACGGCUACUAAAGAUGAAACAAAAACUAAGAAAUGUCUCCAUGGCGCACCUAGCUAAUGAGCAGUUGCGUCAAAAAUAUUUGCUUUAGUAUUUAGUUUCACUUUGAUGGAUCCGGACCUUCAGUGCAACAGGUAUCUCAGUGCUACAGAUCUGUAAUAGCUAUGUGCUAAAUAUUGGAGACUUGUUUAGGGAAACUUUACCAGCUUUUUUCCCCUUUAAGAUAAUUCCUCUUGCUUUAAGACUGUACAUAUGUUAAAGUUUAAGAUACUGAUACAAAUGGUUUAAAUUUUUUAUGAUUUUUUAAAAAGAAUAAAUUGUUUUAUAGUUCUCUGCACUGCAAUCAAAAGCUGUUGCACAUUUUUUACUGCUCAUAAAACAUUUUGUUGCAGCAUUGUUUUCAUUGUUGGACCAAGCUAAUUGAAGAUCAGAGCUCUUUGGGUUUUUUAAGUUGCACUUAAAACUGUGAAGUCCUUUUAUGUGUUCUAAUGACAAAGCUGUUUCUUUUUUGAUCUUAUAUUAUUGGACAAUAAAAUCAAAAUGGAUGAAAAUGCUGUUAUAGGACAUUAAAAAUAACUGCAGUUGAUUUUUAAUUGAGUUCUAUGGCUAAAUAAUAUGUGCUGCAUGUUAAUGUGUUGAGCCAAAAGGAAACUGAAUCGGGGUAAAGAAAUUUGGGGUUAGUUUGCGUUAAUUAUAACAGCAAAUCCAUUUCCUUUUUUUUUUUUUUUUUUUUUACUAGAUCUGAGCUAACAUUGUGGCAAAUUGUGACUUUCACAGUUCUUUAGGCUUUUUUUCUCAUUUUCUCAGUGUCUUGUAUCUGAGGACAGUUUAUCGUGCAGCAUGAAAAAAAAGGAAAGAGAACCAAAGAAGUCUAAAAAUCUAAAACAUGAGUUAAAAUGCAGCAGUAAAUAAAGCUUAUUUGCUCUAA